AUGCCCUCUAAGGAGCAACAACUACUGCAGAAACAGCACCACCAGGAGAGAACACCAAAGAGUCCCACAAACUCUCAUGGUCCCGCACUCAAGCCGGCAUCCAUACGCCAUCAAAUAGACUCCCGUAUAGCAUCAAGACAACAUUCCUACACAUCUCUAUCAACCCUGACAUUGACGAGUCCACAUGGACGUCAGACACCGCAGGAUUCCAUUGAAUCAGAUGCCUCAGAAUCGAGUUCCUUUGUGUACUCGGGAGUGGAGACAUUGCAUAAUUUUAAUACGAUGGAUGCUAACGAUAUAAUUGGGGGGUCCAAAGUGGUUAAUUCCAAACAAACAGGUUCCUUGAAACGAACUGCCUCUGAUACACACUUAAAAAGGAAUAAUUUGUUCUCACAUACUAGGAACAGGGCACAACAACAGCAAGAGCAGCAACAGGGGUCUUUAAAACAGGGGCAAAAACAUUUUAUCAAGUUAGAUAGGGCCAAUGAUAGAGAUACACAGGACUUGGCAGAGUACACAGAUGAGAACCAAUACGAUUCCAAUCACAAGAUUUUUUCAUUUUCUUUGCCCUUUGGGAAUACUAAUACACUACCUAAUGCACCAUUAACGUUGUUGAAAAAUAUGAUCCCCUUGGGGGCUUCCAAUCCAAAGAAGGAAAUUAAAGAGAAAUUAAAGAAGAAUGGAUCCAUUUCCUCGUUGGAAGAGUUGGAAUUGUAUCAAAAUGAAAACGGUAUUGAUAAUUCCAGAUCUAGAGCCAUCAAGGAAACUUUUUCACUAGAUGGUAUUAAGGAUUCCAUCAAGUUGAUGACCUUGGAUGAGACUAAGGCGAAAACAGAGGAUGGCUAUUCCCUUGCAAGAUUGAACUCCAUAUGGACCGAGUUGGAAGGUGAUGUCGUCAUAUUAGGUGGAUAUAGAGGUUCCAUCCUGAGAGACGCUAAGACCCAUAAGAGAAUUUGGAUCCCCAUUAAGGCAGGUUUUAACAUGAUAAAUUAUGAUUUAACCAUUGGACCCAACGACGAAGAUGAGGCUCACGUAACCGAUACAAUUGUCCCCGAUGGAAUGCUUACACACGUUGGACCAGUUGACGUUGCAAAGAGAUUGAUCAAACGAUUAAGAGCCAACCCCAAUGUUAAUGUGGAAGAAUUCGGCUAUGACUGGAGAAUAUCACUAGAUAUUGUGGCAGAACAAUUGAAGGAAAAAGUACAAAAAUUGUAUGAUGCACAACCCGUGAAGAAAGGUGUCUAUUUAAUUGCCCAUUCCAUGGGUGGUCUAGUUGCACAUAAGGUUUUGCAAGACUAUACUUCUUUAGUUAGAGGUGUCAUAUAUGUGGCAGCACCAAGUGAGUGUUCCAAUAUUCUAGGUCCUAUUAGAUUUGGUGAUGAAGUACUAUGGAAUAAGGCAAUGUUGAGCAAAGAAGCAAAUUUCUUUAUGAGAAGUAGUUUUUAUUUCUUGCCUCUGGAUGGUAGGUGUUUUGUUGAUGCCAAAUCAUUAAAACGAUAUGAUCUUGACUUCUUUGAUCCUAAAGUUUGGAUUCAUUUGGGGCUUUCACCCUUGGUAAGUGAAAAGAGAUUGAAGUUGAUUGAGGCAAGGAAGAAAAAUGUUAUUGUCAACCAAACAGAAAAAUCAGGGAAUUUAAUACUGGCUACUAUAAAUGAUACUACUAGAUUUGUUCUUGGGAAUGUACCCAUCGUGAGUAAGCUUACAGGUACUCAAGAAUUUAAUCCACCUACUGAAGUUAUUGAUGAGGAUGAAUUUAAGACAUCAUACCCUGAAUGCGUGGAUUAUUUAACAAGAACUUUACAAAGAACGAAAAAAUUCUUGGAAAGUUUAGAAUAUGAUCCUACGAAGGAUUAUCCACCAUUAACUAUGGUAUAUGGUAAUAAAGUACCUACGGUACGUGGUUGUAAAGUUAGGGGACUUGAUGAUAUUAAACAUGCACACUAUGGUGAUUUCUAUUAUGGACCAGGUGAUGGUGUUGUACAUUAUAAAUGGUUAUUACCUGAACAAAGAGGGUUCCCUGUAGUGAGUAAAAUUGUAAGUGAUAUGGGUCAUGUUAGUUUAAUGACUGAUCAUAAAUCUAUGGCGAAGGCAUUCAUUGAUUUAGUAGAUGCUGAAAAGCAAAGAGAGGCGAGAAAGAAUAGAUGA
Messenger RNA from Naumovozyma castellii, 2145 nucleotides. RefSeq lists its product as uncharacterized. The record is from RefSeq and is a predicted model, not a curated record. NCBI's taxonomy places the organism in Eukaryota, Fungi, Ascomycota, Saccharomycetes, Saccharomycetales, Saccharomycetaceae. The transcript has a single exon. The coding region runs from base 1 to 2145 and encodes 714 amino acids.